CGUGGUGACGAAGGUGGUUGCCAUGGAGCUGCUCUACGUAUCACUGAGCUUGUGGGACGCCGAGGCUGGAGGGGAAGCGACUGCUGGGGGUAUUUCCAUUUUAACAGGGAGCAAACAAUCCCUGAACCCAAAGGAAUGAAUCUCUAAUGGUGGAGUUUCAGGCAUCAGUGACAGGCUGAACCUCCGACUCCCAGGGCCAUGCUUGCACCUGACGAAUGAUGGCCUGAACUAUGAGCAAACGGGACUCCAUGGACACGGCGGUGCAGGAGCCCCCUCUCGACUACUCCUUCAGAAGCAUCCACGUCAUCCAAGAUAUGAUAAAUGAGGAACCAAGGACAGGGCUGCGGCCACUGAGGCACUCCAAGUCGGGGAAGUCAGUGACCCAGUCUCUGUGGCUCAACAACAACGUCCUCAACGACCUGCGAGACUUCAGCCAGGUGGUUUCCCAGCUGCUGGAGUACCCCGAGAACCUGGCCUGGAUCGACCUGUCCUUCAAUGACCUGACUUCCAUCGACCCUGUCCUAACGACUUUCUUCAACCUGAGCGUCCUCUACCUUCAUGGCAACAGCAUCCAGCGCCUAGGGGAGGUGAACAAGCUGGCGGUCCUUCCUCGACUCCGGAGCCUGACACUCCAUGGGAACCCCAUAGAGGAGGAGAAGGGGUACAGAAAAAGGAACACCUGAGCCCUUGCUGCCCAAUUUCCUGCAAGACCUGACGUCCUCAACUUCCAGCGGCCUUCUCGGACCCCAGACCAGGCGUGACCUCCCUUCUCUAAACCCGGGGACUAAGAGCAUACACAAAUUCCCGACUCAUCUCGGGACAGCUUAAGUCGGAGCCUCAGCCUACCCACCGCUACAGUGGAUUCACACCCCGUUAACAUUAGCACAGAGAAGGCGCAGGAAGCUCGGGAGAGAGUGCUUCCCAGGGACCUGGGCUGAAGACGCGUGAAAGUGUAAAGAUCUGAAGUAGAGGGACAUGGAAUGGGUGGGAGAGAGCUGGACAGACAGCUGCAUGCACACCCCCCAGAAGGGAACUGUGUAGGAGACCUAGGGCUUUAAGAAGGGUAGGAGUCCGGCUCGGCGUCCCCUCCGUAAUCUGUCCCCUCCAGGCCUCCGUACUCAGUGAGCCCUGCAGUCCGGCUCCCACUCCUCGGCAGAUUUCUUUCUGGGCCCCGUGCCCCAGGACCUCAGCCCUCUUUCCCGAGCCCCGCCUGCCGCGGCCGCACCUGG
This is a messenger RNA of Lepus europaeus (European hare), 1229 nucleotides long. It is a transcript of the gene LRRC51, whose product is annotated as leucine rich repeat containing 51. The coding region runs from base 231 to 683 and encodes 150 amino acids. The transcript has 6 exons. The record is from RefSeq and is a predicted model, not a curated record. Gene Ontology annotation, molecular function: protein binding. NCBI's taxonomy places the organism in Eukaryota, Metazoa, Chordata, Mammalia, Lagomorpha, Leporidae.